AUGCCGGAGAAGGAUUUUACCUGUGGAUGGGGGUUGAUGAGGGUGGUUGUUAGAGAUGACGGCGGUGACGAAGCCGUGAAGAAGAGCAGUAGCCAACCUGCCGGAGCUCAGAGGAGCGGACUCUGUGGCCAAGUGGUGUCGACGAAGCCAAGGUUGCCGGAGAUGAUGGGCGGCGAGGGAGUUCAGGUCUUCCAGAGCUGCUGGCCGCUGGGCGGCUGGAAAUCCUUGGCUGCAGGUGGCUGCUGUGAGAGACAUAGCCAGAGCUGUAGAGGGGAGUUGGCUCGGAGGAACUUCUUGGCUGCUGCAGGAGAAGCUGGUGCAGAGUGGCUAGAACAGAGGGGCUUCAUGGCCGCAGUAGAGGCAGAGCCAAGAGGGGAAAUAGAGGGAGAAGAGUAUAGACAAGACUUCUCCACUUUCUCAUCUGAAGUGCAAUCCAGGAUUCAGAGUAUCAAAGAGAAAGUCACCUCACUUGAUCAGUGCUUAACUCGGAUUGAGGAAGAUCAGGAAAAUUCUUUUAGGGGUGGUGAUCCCAUGGACAUCAACUCAACUCUCCAUAGUGAAGCUGAUAGUUCUGAAGAAGAAAUUGAGGACGAAGAAGAAGGAUAUAAGGAAGAAGAAGAUCAAGAAGAAGAAAAAGGUCAAGAAGAAGGUCAGGAAGAAGAAGGUCAAGAAGAAGAAGAAGAAUAG
Molecule: messenger RNA, 687 nt
Organism: Malania oleifera
Lineage: Eukaryota; Viridiplantae; Streptophyta; Magnoliopsida; Santalales; Ximeniaceae
Exons: 3
Coding region: 1-687 (228 amino acids)
Source: RefSeq, a predicted model, not a curated record